Molecule: messenger RNA, 15397 nt
Organism: Oxyura jamaicensis (ruddy duck)
Lineage: Eukaryota; Metazoa; Chordata; Aves; Anseriformes; Anatidae
Gene: SH3PXD2A
Product: SH3 and PX domains 2A
Exons: 16
Coding region: 48-3368 (1106 amino acids)
Biological process (GO): superoxide anion generation
Molecular function (GO): superoxide-generating NADPH oxidase activator activity; phosphatidylinositol binding; protein binding
Source: RefSeq, a predicted model, not a curated record
GGAGGGUGCAGGGAGCCGGCGGGAGCCCCGCCGGGAGGAGCGCCGCGAUGCUGUCCUACAGCGUGCUGGACGCCAACGUGGUGGACGUGGAGAAGCGGAGGAACCCCUCGAAGCACUACGUCUAUAUAAUCAACGUAACAUGGUCCGACCUGACUUCCCAGAUCAUCUACCGGAGAUACAGCAAGUUCUUUGAUCUGCAGAUGCAGCUUCUGGACAAGUUCCCUAUCGAAGGAGGCCAGAAAGACCCCAAGCAAAGAAUCAUCCCUUUUCUACCAGGUAAGAUCCUGUUCCGGAGGAGCCACGUCCGAGAUGUAGCUGUGAAGAGGCUGAAGCCCAUCGACGAGUACUGCAGGGCGCUGGUUCGGCUUCCCCCUCACAUUUCACAGUGCGAUGAAGUCUUCAGGUUCUUUGAGGCUCGCCCAGAAGACCUUAACCCUCCAAAAGAGGACUAUGGAUCUUCAAAGAGAAAAUCAGUUUGGAUGUCCAGUUUGUCUGAGUCUCCCAAGAAGAGUGUUGCUUCAGGUGCUGAUGCUAGCUCUGAACCCAUGAUCCUGGAGCAAUAUGUGGUGGUGUCCAACUAUGAGAAGCAGGAGAACUCUGAGAUCAGCCUCCAGGCUGGAGAGGUCGUGGAUGUCAUAGAGAAAAACGAAAGUGGCUGGUGGUUUGUGAGCACUGCAGAGGAGCAGGGCUGGGUCCCUGCUACAUACCUGGAAUCCCAGAAUGGAACCAGAGAUGACUCUGACAUCAACACAUCCAAAAUUGGGGAAGUUUCUAAGCGACGCAAGGCUCACCUGAGGCGCCUGGACCGGCGAUGGACGCUGGGCGGGAUAGUCAACAGGCAGCAGAGUCGAGAAGAGAAAUAUGUCACCAUCCAGCCGUACGCCAGCCAGGGGAAGGAUGAGAUUGGGUUCGAAAAAGGGGUCACCGUGGAGGUCAUCCAAAAGAACCUGGAAGGAUGGUGGUACAUCAGGUAUCUUGGCAAAGAGGGCUGGGCCCCAGCUUCCUAUCUGAAGAAGGCUAAAGAUGAUCUUCCAUCUAGGAAAAAGAACUUAACUGGGCCAGUGGAAAUCAUAGGAAACAUCAUGGAGAUCAGUAACCUGCUGAACAAGAAAUCAUCCACUGACAAAGAAACUCAAGCAGAAAAUGAGUCUUCAGAAUCACAUAUCACCAAGAAAGAAAUCAGUUUGCCCAUUCUCUGCAAUGACUCUAAUGGCAAUGCCAUGAUGACCCCAGACAAGCAGGCUUCCAAACUGGCACAAGGAUCCCCAGCCGUCGCAAGGAUAGCACCACAAAGAGCUCAAAUAAGUUCUCCAAAUUUAAGAACAAGGCCGCCCCCACGAAGAGAAUCUAGUCUGGGUUUUCAGUUGCCCAAACCACCAGAGCCACCCUCUGUGGAAGUGGAAUACUACACGAUUGCAGAGUUCCAGUCCUGCAUCUCUGAUGGGAUAAGCUUUCGUGGAGGACAAAAGGCAGAGGUUAUAGAAAAGAAUUCUGGUGGUUGGUGGUACGUGCAGAUUGGAGAGAAGGAAGGAUGGGCUCCAGCAUCUUACAUUGACAAGAGGAAGAAGCCAAAUUUAAACAGAAGAACCAGUACUUUAACCCGUCCAAAAGUUCCUCCCCCAGCACCUCCCAGUAAACCAAAAGAUUCUGAAGAAGGAACAACUGGAAUGGUUUCUUCAGGGGAUACCCAGGACUCUCCCCAUAAGCUCAAAUAUGAAGAACCUGAGUAUGAUGUGCCUGCCUUUGGCUUUGAGUCAGAGUGUGAAGUAAAUGAAAGUCAUCAUGAAGAGGGCACUCCUGAAAAACGACUAUUUCAGCCCCCCAAGCCAUCUCCUGUGUCAUCACUUCAGAAAGCAAAGUUCAAAGUCGGAGAGUCUUCAGAGGAUGUUGCUCAUGAAGAAGAGACCAUUUAUGAGAAUGAGGGAUUCAGGCGUUAUGUGGAAGAUACUUUGUCCAAUAAGGAAUCUAGUGGAGACUCGGAUUCUCAGAAAAGCUCCUCUCUCUCCUUGAUCCGAAGGAACUCUCCAUGUUCCAGCUCCCCGAAAUCAUCACUUGUGAAGCCCAAGAUGGACAAAAACAUCCAGCCCGAUCUUGGAAAAUGUCACUAUUCCAGGAAUGAGGAGACGAAACCAAGGUCAGCUUCAGAUGUUGGCUUACGUAGCAUGCCAAGAACGGGUGUGAAGAAAGAGCCUGGGCAGAGUCCUUCCAUUAGAGCAAAGCCAAUUGUUAGGCCCAAACCAUUCCUGAACAAGGCAGAUUCUCAGAGCCAAGAAAAGAUGGAUAUCAGCACUUUAAGGCGUCAGCUGAGGCCAACUGGGCAACUCAGAGGUGGACUUAAAGGUUCAAGAAGUGAAGAGUCUGAGAGCCCUCCACACACAGCUUCUGAGAACCAAGAUGAUCCUGUUAGGAGGAGCUCAGCUGACCUCAUUACAGCUCCUUCCCGUGCCAUUUUCUGCUCUAGUCAUGCAGCCAAAACUGAGCAAGAAAACGACUCCAGGUGUUUCUAUGUGACCACUGACUCAUACCAAAAGGUACAGGAUUCUGAAAUUUGUUUUCCAGCGGGUGUAGAAGUAGAAGUGCUAGAAAAACAACCCAGUGGGUGGUGGUACCUGAAAUACGGAGAUAUGGAAGGCUGGGCUCCUUCCCAUUAUUUGGCUCUCCCGGAUAACCAGCGAGAAACCACAUCAGCAGAGACUGACGCCUCAUUUGCCAGGAACAGGAAAAAUGAAAACAAGUCAAACAGUUUAGAGAAGAUAGAGAAGAGAGUUCAAGCUUUGAACACCAUCAAUCAGAGCAAACGUGCUACGCCACCCAUCCCAAGUAAACCUCCUGGUGGUUUUUCAAAAACGUCAGGGCCAGUCAAAAUGAGGAAUGGUGUGAGGCAGCUUGCCGUCCGGCCUCAGUCAGUCUUCGUGUCUCCCCCACCAAAAGAUAACAACCUGUCAUGCUCCUUGCGCAGAAAUGAGUCUUUAACAUCUACUGAUCAUCUUAGAAAUGUCCGUCGGAAUUCCUCCUUCAGUAACACACGGUUGCAGCAGGGUGAUGCGAAGGGAAAGCAGCCUGAGCGGUCAGGCACGGAUGGCUCAGAGACCACCUCCAACCUCCCCACCCAGAAGAAUGGGAUCCCUGUGUCCACUGUCAGGCCAAAGCCCAUUGAAAAGUCCCAGUUCAUCCACAACAAUCUCAAGGACAUCUAUGUUUCGAUUGCAGACUAUGAAGGGGAUGAGGAGACUGCAGGGUUUCAAGAAGGUGUCUGCAUGGAGGUCCUUGAAAGGAACCCAAAUGGCUGGUGGUACUGCCAGAUCAUGAACGGUGUGAAGCCAUUCAAAGGCUGGGUACCCUCAAAUUAUUUGGAGAAAAAGAACUAAUAUUGCAAUAUCUUUAAUGUCCCUAAUUUAUACUGUUCCUGCUGUGUAAAUGUGGAAAAAACAAUUACUACACAAAAAGACAUUUCCCUGUGCCCCAGUUUGUACAAAGGGACAAAGGAGUCUAUGCUGAGGACAAAUCUGCUAUGUUCUGGAGAGGUUUGUGGGGUUAACGCGUUGUAAGCAACUAUGAGGAAGAUGCAGCAUAGUCAAAUGCCUUUUUGUGAAGUUGUUAAUAAUCUUGUAUGUGUAACAGGGUAUGACAUCCCAUCUUUCCAGUUAUUGACAGGAAACCAAAUGUGUGCCUUUCGUGAGAGAAAUACACAUGCAUCUACUUGGGGAGUUUUGUGCCAAACUCGUUUUACAAUCUUGGCUCCUUUUCUCCUUGUUCUUGUCCAUACAUGGAAUACCCAAGAGUUUUGGAUGCAUUUCCACAACUUGCAAUGAGAAGCAAUUGGAAGUUUCUGAAACACAGAGGGACUCUAAUCCUUUGGAGAAGCUCACUUUUUUUUUUUUAAAAAAAAAAAAAAAACUCUUCUUAACAGUUGGUUGGUCCAGAGUUGGAGCCUUUUCAUCGUGGAGAGAUUUGGUCUCUGACUUCAGCUGUACUUUGUUGUUACUGAUAACUCACCGGCAAUGGCGAUCAGGUGGUGUUGGUUGGGGGCUUUUUGUUUCCUUUCUUUCUGUCUCGUUCUUUGAGUUGAUUUCAGGUGUUCUAGGGCAGCAAUGCCUACUGGUGCUUGUAAAACCAAACCUACAAACCCCAUGCUUAAGCACGUUGAUUACUUGCAGGCUCCAUAUUCAGUUCUGUGCUUGACUUCUGCCAGGAGAUCCUGGCUGAAUUUCUUUACAGAGCUGGGUUUCUCAAAACUUAUCAUAAUAUCAAAAUGUACAAAAGUCCCUUAAGACACUGAAGACAAAGCUGUCAAAUGUGUUGCUUCUGUUUUUUGCGAUCUGGUCCAAAUCCAAGCGUGCUGACUGCUGGCAGGGCCCACAAAGGUAUUAGAAAUAGCCGUAACCUUCUGCAACAGCAGUGUUUACAAUGAGGGGGAAAAAAAGCCAUCAAACUCAGUCUGCACAUCCUUAAUUUGUAUAUUUUGGGGGAAUUGUUUUUCUGUGUUUUUGUCUUUUCUGUGCAUUCUGGGUUUACCUUUUUUUUUGUCUUGGUUUACCAGAAGAGACUUAAAACUGAAGUAGGAGCCAAAUGUGUUUCUGUUCCCACUUGAAUCCAAAAAGUAUGUUUGUAAUGGACAGUGUGCCUGGGCUUUUAAUGCUCAGAUUUAAUAUUGAAACAUUUGUCUAAAAUUAAUCUAACCAGGAAGCUGCCUCUUCUAGUUCCAUUUCUGUUUGCCUUUCUUAACUCAUGCUUUCAAACAUGGCACAUGGUGGGGGGAGUGUGGUUGGAAAUAGAUGAGGCAUCCAUUGGAAAAGGCUUGGAAUAUGGAGUUACUCUUGAGGUAGCCAACUCUUGUACUGUAAACAUCAUUGGCCAAAUCCCUACUGUACUUGAGAAAGUCUUGCUUUUUUUUUUUUUUAAUGGCCUUGUUAAUCAUUCAAGAUGAAUAUCUGGUUCCUUUAAAUAAUAGGCAGUAUUGUAUGUCUGUUUCAAGGGGGAAGGGGCAGGCUAUUUCACUACUGGUUUACACAAAAUGAUACGUGCCCUUUUUUCCCACCAGAGCUUCAUACUGAUUUGGCUUGGAAGGUAAAGGUUAUAAAGACUUCAAAAUAGCUGGGAUCAAGGGACUGAGUAAAACAGCACAAGAAUAUUAUGUUACUGGGGAUGUUUCUCUGCCAAAAAAAAAUUACACCAUUUAUAUGUUGUUCUUGUCUUUAUUCUUAAUUUUCUUGGGGGGUGGGGUUUUUAAUUGCCAUGGCAAUAUCAAGAGAGUUGCUUACAGCUAACCUGGCUGAUAUCCUUUUGGUAGCUGAAACAACAUCCAGGUGCCACAACUGGCUACGAGCAGUGCUGUGGUCCGAUGCAGCUCUCUGCAUCCAGGUAGGGAGGGGAGGGUGUUUGGUUGGGAUCCCUUUAAAUUGUGGUGGCAGGAGAAGGAGGUGUAUCUGCACAACAGCUCGUAUCACAGUGUGCAGGGUCCUCUUUGGCCCUUACGUCUUGCUAUAUAAUAUAUAUGUAUAUAUCCAGUUAGCUACAUCUUACUGGAUGUCUAUCUGAGGCAUUGUGGCCCUGUCUCUCAUACUUCUCCCCAUUUUUAGUUGUACUAAUAUGGUAGCAGCCAUAAAAGACUGCUGGAGCUGUUGUGAGAUUAUAAUAGAAGUAUUAUAUUCUUCUGCUGGACAGUAUUAAAUAGAGCAAUACAUAGAGUUAUCUGCUAGAUUGCAGUACUAAUAGUAGUGACUUAGUGACUCGUAUUAAUGUUGUUAUGAUUUAUUUUAACAAUAAUGAUGCGGAAGUGGUUCAUUAUUUUGAAUUAAUGCACUUUAACAAUAAAAGAAACCAAAAUGGAAGCCAAUGCAGAGAACUAAGUGCAUUAUUUAAAGGUGCAGUAUAUAAUUAUCAUUUUCUUGAAGCACAUAUUUAUUAAGAAUUAACUUAUUAUUUAAAAUAUUCUAAAGUUUUGUUUAGAGACAUUCCCACUAGGUCAUCUCUUUGGGGGGAUGUAGAAGCACAGCUCCCAAAUCUUCUGCAUUGAGCCACUGAAUUCUCCAAGUGCGGUGCAGCGUGAUGUGAGCCGCUGCCCAGCGGGAGGAAAGCAGCACGCGAUUCAGACAGGAGAGCCCGGACUACUAUAAACGUUCAUGCCUGCAUCCAGCAAAGCCAAGCCCAGAGCACCUCUGAACUGCAGGAGUCCUUGCAGGGUUUGGGGAGGCUAAGCUGCUUUUGGUGGCCCUUUGUGACACUUGGCUGCCACGUGCCUUGCACGAUGCUGGUCCCUGGUGGGGGUGAACUUGCUGCAAGACUCAGGUUAGUGUGAGGGCUUUCGGAUCUGCCUGUGAAAUGCAAGGCAGACGUGUAACAGACGUUGCUCUGUCCCACAGCUCCCUUUCCACCUUGCUAGCUUGCUCUUCCAGCCCUGGCUUUUGCAGGGAGUUGGUUUGGCAAGCAGUGCUGGGCAUGACACUGUCGGUGCCUGCAGCACCACUGGGCUUUUCACGAGCAUCAGCCCGAGGCACGUUCUGGCCCAUUUGCUCUUUUAUUCUGUCUAGAAGGCUCCGUGGCCCUGAGGAGAGCCAGAGCCUGUAGAUGGGCUGCAAAACCAGGCACAUGGCCUCUUUCUGCCCCCACCUGCACCAGCAGAAGGGAGGGGUGCAAUUAAACUACCUGAUGCUAGAAGUGAAUGUGGGCUGCUGCCCAGCAUGCUGUGCUUCCCACCAAGUGGCAAUGCUUUGGUUUGGGCAUCCCUUUAUUUGAUUGUUUGAUGUUUGGUGCUUUAAAAGGGCAUUUGUAAAAUAAAUACCACCCCCCCUACACACCCCAGAAUUGCAGCUAUUUUCUUCCUCUCUUCUUACUGUUGUCACAGCAUCCCUGAUUUUUUUUUUUCUUUUUUCAACUGAAAGGUAUUGGGACAAGAAUUAUUUUCUUGAUUGGCAAGCAGCUACUUGCAGUCAGCUCCGCUGAUACCCAGAGGUACAAGUGAUUUUUUUUUUUUUUCUCUGUUAGCUGUGAAGCAGAGCAAAAGGCCUUAGACCAAAUCAUAAAAGCUGACUGUAAAGGCAAGGAAACCUGGAAGGGUUUCAGAGGACAGUGUAGUGCUAGAAGCGUUUUAGCUCUUCUCUAAAAUGUUCAUGUUGCCUUAAGCUUUAUUUACUAAAUUUGUCAGAACUGACACUGGAUCACGAGCAAUAUUUAAAUGCAAUGUACACCUCAGUGAGCACUCAAUGCAGAAAUCACUAGUACUGUUAAAAUGUCUCUUUUUCUGGUCUCUUCUUGAACCAGACUGAAGAGGAAGAGCUCUGCAGGGCUUCGGCAAGGCUGUUUGCAGCUGAAGGGGGCCCUCCUCCGGGGGAAGAGGCGGCUGCUGUCACCGCGGGGCUGGCGCCUUGCUCGCACCGCUGCCCGUGCUUUCCAAAAAGUCUUGAAUUUGGACCAGCAGAAAAUCCAAAACCCGAUGCCGUAGAACAAAAUUUGAGAAUGUGAAAAUUGUCUUGCUGUAUACUGCAACUUUAAUAAUAAUGAGCACUUCUGAGUUCGUUAUUGAGGUUUAUAUAAUGCCUGAAAAGUUUAAUUGCUGUUUUCCUUUGUCUCCCCGUUCAAAACACUCUCUCGUAACAGCAGCAGCAGUAAGUUUUUGUUAGCUGCCCUUCCCCAUGGGAGGCAAUUCCAGUUAAUUGUCUUAGCUCUCAUGCCUUGCAGUGGGUGGGUGUAGUCAUACCUACCAGCCUUUUGCAAGCCAAAUUUUUCAAGAUAAAAGAUACGAUGGGCGCGUGCCAAAACGUGUCAACUGGGUGCGUGUGUCAUGUCGUCUUGACAGGAAGUUUUUGAAUCAAAGUACAUUAAUAGCAAGUGCACAAUAAUGAAGGGUUGAAAUUGGCUCAAAGUUAGACUAAAAAAAAAAAAUAAUCUAAUUUCACAUUUGCACUGGUACAGCUAAAAAAUGGAUUUGGCCCUUGUGGAUGCGCACCCCAAAGUCUCUUUCCGUUAUGAUGCUAUAAAGUUUGACGAAGGCAUUAUAUAAUUGUUUUCAUCACUUUCAGAUCUUAAUGAAUCAUAUUUUAUUGUAAUAUAUAUUCAUUGCUUUCCUCAGUUAAAAAGAAAGUUACUGCUUUUAUCUUAUAUGAAAAACAAGGGAAUUUGAUAAAGCAUUCAUUAUUUUCAUAUUACUAGUAUUAACAGAAUAGAACUAGUACUAUUUAAUUUUAGGUCUUCAUAGCUAGCUUGUUAAUAACUCAUAUUUUCCUGUGUUGUAUCCUAAUUUUUGUCUAUUUUUUUUCCCAAAUACUCUGCAUUCUUGAGAAAAACAAAUCCAGUGAGAGGAUAAGUGCAAUAUUCAUAGAAUAAACAGGCCCCUCAUCCAGGACUUGGAGUGGAACGUGCAGUGUGAAAUGUUUGCAAUUCUCUAUUCGUGCACUCUUAGGGGAAGGGAGAAUGCAGGGGAGGGUGCAGCUGGAUGAAAACAAGACCCUUGGGUAGGUAGGGACUGAUAGCUGGGGUUGUUUGGGGUGGGAACAGUUGCUUUUUGUAAAAAGCAUCACCUGUUACUAAAAGUGUAAAGAUUAUGCAGCAUGUUGCCAGGUUUAUGUACAGAAUGUGCAUUAACAUCCUUAUCAAUACAGGACUUCUGAGCUAUGCUUCAAAUACUUUGUAUGUCAUCUAUGCAUGAUACUGCUUUCUGUUAUGUCUCUGCUGGUGGUUGUCCUCUCUUACGCUUCAGAAUCAAUUUCAAAAGGGAAAAUGCUGCUGGUGCAGUCCCAAGUUUUGAUAGCGUGUUGUUACUUGUAUUUAUUGUAAAAGCUAUGGAAAUAUUUUUACACGUCCUCGUUUCUCUCCUUUUUUUUUUUUUUUUCCCAUUAGGAUAACAGUAAGGAAGAAAGUCCCUGUUUUAACUAGAUUAUUUCUCACCUGCAGAAUUUCACAGCCAAUUUGGGUUUUGAUACCAUAUUUCUUGGCUUGCAAAGGAUGAUCUCUCAGGUCCAAAAUAAAGUUGGGCAGAAACUCUGCUCUUUGAAAGUUUUAUUCUAAGUCCUGUUUGAAGGAAAGAAGAACUCCCAUCUGUCCAAAACAAUGUGAUUUCCAUGUAGCAGCAAAAUUUUAUCUAUUUGAAAAACUGGACUGCUUUCAUGAGAGUCAAAAGAAAUGUGAAAGCCAGAUCAUUUGGUUCUCUGAGCUCUGGGGAGCACAUCUCCUCUAGCUCUGCUUCUUGUCCCUGGAGGGCAGUUGUACCUCAGCUUCCUGCUUAAGUUUUGUCCUGCUGUUCUUCAGUUUGUGAAAGUAUGAAUAUUACCAGAGACCUUUGCAUUCAAAUAGAAAAACUGAAUUCUGCAGCUGUGCUGAAAUGUUAUCAAUGACAUGAUUUUGGCAAACAUUGAAUGCUUCACGGAUAAAUCUGGUUUUGAGGAGCCAACCUACUUCUUUCACGUGCUCUUGUCUAAACCAGCAGCAAGUCCAUGAGCAUUAGUAGAGUUGGCGCUCACUGUGGGCAAUUCUCAGCAAAAGUCAGCACCCCUGCUCAGUCCCUGUGCCUCCGAAGGGAGCGUGGGACCACUGAGCCCCGGGGCUGCCAUGCCAUGACCUGCUUCCCUGCAGGUCGUGCAGCUUUUUUAAAACCAGAGCUUUGCUGCUAUUUUGCCGGUGUCUUCCCGACACCAGCGGCUUCUUCUCUGGCAACUUCAGAUGCUAUUUACCUGCAUAGCCAAGUGUUCAAUAGCUGCCAACAGUACCAAUACAAUGUUCUGAGAGCAAAUGUUUAAGUUAUUAUUUUUCCCCCCAUUUGCCUGAUGGAAGCAGGGACCACCAAUGUGGUGAUGUGUGGGGAAUGUCUGCACACUUGACCUCUUCAAUGGCUUCUUCUAGCCAUGUUCAGUGCUUAUUAUUUCUCUUCCUCUCCCUCUGUGCUUCUCAGUAGCCACUUUUGUUGCUUGUAACUCUCACAUAACGUACUGUAUGUAGGGCCGGAUCCAGAGCCCCCUGCACUCCGUUGACUUCGGGCUGCAAUGUUGGUUGCUGUUGCUGCUUUUCCUCCUCUCUCUUAGCCCCAACUCUGAGCAAAGCAAAGAUUUCCGUAGUAAGUCACCUAUAGCUCUUCUUAGUUAGAUACCUCUAGGUGUCAGCUGCGUGGGGUGUGCAUGCACUGCCGAGGUGGGCAGCGAGGGUGUCCUUUUUCUCGGGUGUCCUCGCAUCAGGGCCGGGGCUCUGCAGCGAAGCCGUGCUGCGUGCGGACCUGACUGGCGUAGGCAGAACAAAUUAGCUUCUCCCAUUUUAUAAUGUCAGGGCUGGGCUGGUCCCAUAGGCAAUGUUCUUCAUUUGUUCUUGCAUCGAGGUAGCAUUGACUCUAGUUGGAGAGUGCAAUUUUUUGUUUGUUUGUUUUUUUAAUAAAUAAAUUUGGUUUAAAGCUUCACACUGGCGUUUUACAGACCUGUUCUUGUCAGCAUAAGCCACUGCUGUCCUGAGUUGAGACUCCUGUUUGUUACUGAAUCAAAAUAAUGGGAAUUAUGUUAACAAUUGGGAAAGAAAUGAGAGGUAACUAUAUUGGCAAGGGAGGGGUAGAUAAAGAUAAAAUAUGAGGAGAAAAUGUUUCUAAUAAGGCCGUAAAUUAUUGGGUCUGACACUGCGGGUGCUUUCUCUGUAUAGAUGGUUUUAACGCAUCACUGCUCUGUGUUAGGGUUUUCCAUUACUGACAAAAGUUGAGUUUCACACUCCAUGACAGACUACGGCAAUCUGUGUCCUGAAGCCAAUGACCCACCAAAGCCAGAUAAACGUGCGCUACGUGGUUCUUGUAGCGGAGGCAGUUCGUGUGGCUGGGAGGUUGCGUUCGCUGAGGUCUGGCUGCCGCUCCACACCUGCCUGCUGGUCCUCUGAAACAGCCGGGUGCUGGUGGCACUGCUGGGAAAUGUUUUCUGUCUUUAUUUGAUGGUGACCUGCCCCUGAUGCUCAGGGUUAUUCGGGUGCAAUGGUACCUUUCUUUCUUGGUCCCUGUGUGGUGGAGAAAAGAAGCAGAGGGGAGGGAGAAUCGCUUGGCACUGCAGGAGAAUUUCUGAAAUGUAACUCUUGAUGUGAAAGUAAAUAUUUCAGGCUUUUCCAGAUACUCUGCUCUCAAACCUAUAUUAGCAACUCUGUGUUUGAUGCCUGAAGUUGAAGCGAUACCGCAGUGCAAACAGUUCUGGUGUCAUUUGAGAGUUUGUUCUUGAACUGUGUCUGGGUCACCAGGGAAGGAGUAAUAAAUAAAACCCCAUCAUCACCCUUGGGGUUUAGUUGGGAAGCGAUCAAAUUUGUUUCUGAGUUCAGGUCCCCCUGAGCAUGCAGACUGGUUUUGUCCCUGUCCCCAAAAAGCAGGCCAGAAGAGAAUGCUGCAGUCACUGAACUUAGCCUGUAACGAUUAGUGAACUGGAGCAAAUAAAAGGGGAAUUAAAAACAAACUUUUUAAAAAAUGAAAUAUUUCUGUGAAUAGCUGACUUAACUAUUUCCUGUCUUAGAUUUUCAUGAGGGAGGAAAAAAAGCAGUUAUAAUUGUUUCCAGUCUCUAGGAGGAUUUUUUUUGCCCCGUGCUGAAUAGGCCUGCUGAAAAGACUUACUCGUUACUCACAGCGGGUUCAAGCCCGGAGUAUUGUGAAAGCAGAGUGUGUGUAGCGUUACAAUGACUUUUUUGUACUAAGGGUCCAAACUGACUGUUGUGGGGUCAAUAGUGUACAGAGAGGGUGCACUUCUGUUGUCUGGCAAGGCUCAUGUUAUGUCAGUGCCAUUCCUUUAUUACAGGUUUAAUCGCAGACAGCAGCGCUGGUUACUCUGCUCCUGGUGUUUGGGCAUAAUCAAGCAGAUGAGACUCUUCAGCUGAGACUCGAUAUCACGUUUCACAUGGGAGAAUUCUUGCCAGCAGUUUGCUGUUUUGGUCAAAGUUCAGAUGCAGAUAACUCAAGGAGGGUGUUGAAAGCAACUCCAUUGGGCAUGUAUGUCAGCGGCUGUUUCCAGAGCUGUUAAUUAGCCCGAAGAAUUUCUGGAAACAGGAGAUAAUCAGUUACUGGGAGCCUAAACCUGUCACUGAGUGAAGGCUGAGAUCUGUUUGAGUGGUUGUGCUCUCCUCCAUUAGGAGAGAACUUGCACAUGGCUUGUUUGGAAAAUCCUAUGGGUUUCACUCUACCAAAUUUGUAUUCGAUGACAAAAUUGAUCUAGGCCUGGUCCAAAUGAGGCUUUGCAGUGGGUUUCCUGGGUCACUGAUGUUCUUAUUGUGACCUUGAAUAUUAAAUCCUGUUGUUGUUUUUGUGUUGGUGUAGCACUCCAUUUUCUAGUGGAUAGGUGGUGGGAAUGUACCUGGUGGGGGUUUGGGAGAGUAUGUUGGUGACCAGAGAUAGAGAAAUGUGUGGUUGGUCUUAGUGUGUGUGGCCAAGUUGGUGACGCUAUUUGUUUGUUUUUGUUGGGUUUUGUUUUGUUUAAAAUGGGAACCAUGUUGUCUGUUCUGCUUGGGACAAAGUCUAGAAGUUGGUGUGGGUUCUGUCACUGUGUACAUGGAGAAGGAAUAACAGAUUUUUUUUGAUUGUUUUUAUUUGGAGAGAGGUUACAGGCGGGAGUCCGUUCAGUUUGUUUUGGGAUGCAAGUUAAGCGUUGAGACAAGAGUUGAAGAAAAUGAGUUUGGGGAAACCUUGUGGGAUUUUGUUUGCUUUUUUUUGGUUUGGUUUGUUUGGUGUUUUUUUGUUGUUGUUUUUGUUUUUUAAACAGUGUUGGACCAUAUUUGCUUGUGGCCUCUAAUCUCGUUUCCUAGAAGGCAGUGGAGUGAAUAUUGGUCAUAGUGCGGAUGUUUGAGGUUUUGGCUAAGUAUCGGUUCUUUCAGAGCUGACAGGUUUUUUGACAUUCACAGCAUCAGCCAUUAAUGUACCUAUAGUAAAUGUAGAGCUAGAAGCAGAAAUGAGUACUGCAGACCCAUGGAUUGUCCAAUUCUUGUUUAAUGAACUUGAGGUGACAUGUUGGAUAAAACUACUUCUACAGUGAAGAGCUCCUGCUAGGGCCCAAAUGUGUUUGGGUCUCUGAGGUGCUUUCCUAGAAAAGCAGAUCAGGUGUAUGAUAGAAAAAUAUUGCCUUUCUCAAUCAUUCCAGUCAAAACUGAAAACCAGAAAAAUGGCACUUAGAGCAUGCAACGGUACCUUUUGCCACUGGUGGUAUGAGUUACAUCAUUAAUGAGGGACAAAAUGCCCCCAUCAGCCUGAACUGGCACAAAGCAGAAGACCUUUUUGUGACCAGUCCCCGAGUCUGCAUGUAAUCUUAGAUUCAACACGAUUAGAUUUUUAGGUAGAAAAGCUCAAUUACUUCUUUAUGGGCCAACACAAGAGUUACAUCCUCAGUGCAGAAAAUUUAGCUCUCCUUCGUGCCAAGUGAUCCAUAGAAAAGUCUCUCAAGCUUUUUGAUCAUCCGGGGACCUGUGGCACUGUAGCUGAUACAUACGGUACUGUGGGCCUGCUUCUGGGACUGGGACAAUAGAAGUGCAUCUCCCUCCUACUCUAAAUGAAUGAAAUGAUCAUAGCACAUUUCUUUUCAUUGCUUUAGAUUUGUCUGGGGGAGGGGGACGACAAUGGUUGUGCAGACCAUUACCUUCCCCCUAAGCCAGACUUGCAGACUUGACUUGAUUUUAGUGCCCAGUCCAGAACUGGUUUCAGAGCUGUCCUCGUGGUUGUGUCUGGAAGAUGGCUCUGCUCCCCUGGCUGGGACAGGGGCUGCAUUUGGGGUGCUGCCCCUCAUUUCCAUGACUGCCUAAUGGCCACAUGCUGUGGCCAGGUGCUUGCUUGCUCAGAGAACCACAGUGCAAUGUAAAGCAAUGGAAUUUUGGUGUGUGGUUUGUUUCUUUGUUUUUUUCCCUAGAGCAGCAUCUGCUGAAGCCAUGAAGUAAAAACAAAUGUUUGGGGGCGGGAUUUUAAUCAUGUCUGUGUCUGUAGAGGUGAGAACUCGGUAUGGGUCACUCAAUGGAGAAUGAGAAAAUUUCUCAGGCAAUUGUACUUGUGAAGAUGCAGAGCAAGAACUUGAGAUUUUUGUCCCUGAAGGUGGAUCUCAGCAACCUUCUUCAGGCAUUUGUUACAGCUUGGAGGUGAACAGUGUCUGAUAAUGGUUAUUCAGGACCACUCAAAAACUUCUGGAGGAAAAGAAGAGAAAAUUUGAGGUUCUGUACACUUGUAGAGCAGGGAGUUACAAUAAACUUAAAAUACUGUCAGGUGCUUUAUGGAUUAUUUUUUUUCCUAGGAUUGUCACAGGUCCUCAUGAGUGUAUCGGGGCUGGUGCUAGAGGUGUGGCACAGCAGUUGAGUAUAGAUACCUGCAAAAAUGCAUAGCUAUACAUCUGUGGUGUACGUGUGUAUAUUGGCAAAGAUCAGCCUAGAAAGGGCCUGGAGUAAAUUACGCUUGAUAAGAGCUCCCUCUCCGUGUGUUCCACACACACACCACAAUAACGUGUUUAGGCAGCUUUAGCUCCUCUCAAGGUGUCGGCCAUCACACACCUGACAGCACGCAGGUGCUGCAGCCUGGGCUUUGGAGGGUGGCAAAUGCUAGCGGAAAGGGCAACUCUGGGUGCACACCAUCACCCUGCCCUUCCUGCUCUUCUGUGCCUAAAGCCGGAGCUCUGCCAUGCCAGCGCAGGAUCAUGCCCUUGGCACAACGCUUGCCGUGUCCAACAGAGCCAAGCUCAGCUCUACCAAGCGCUUUGAGGGGUGCUUGCAGCAGUAAGCGCUGCUCCACAGCAGUGAUGCUCACCUCCCGUGUGUGCAGGACCAGCGGAGGUUGCGAGGGACGGCCAGAGUUUGAGGGCUGUUUUCUCAGCGUUAUUACAAGUUCUUGCAAUGUGAACCUCUAAUGUUUUCAGACUCAGGCAGAAAGGACUUGCUAAACAGACUGUACCUGUCAUCUCCCAGUUCAUUGAUUGCUUGGACCAAAGGUGGUGCUAAACCUGAUCAUCUGUAAUAUUUAUAUUUUGUUGGACUUUUUUUUUUUUUUUUUUUUGAAGUGUUUGAUAAAACAGAUGCAGUGUCCUUCUUACAUGAGAAGCUUAUUCCCUGCUUGGGACUUGGCAAAAUUCACUGGUCCUUCAGGGUCCAGAAUUGUUGCUUGAUAACAUUUGAGCAGGCUUGCAGUGUUCUGGGGGGAGGUGGGGAAAGGGUACUCUAUCUUCAAAUGCUUGCAGACUGUAAGAAUUGACUUGUGAUUUUUUUUUGUAUUUUGUUUACAUUGCCUCUUAUGCCCUAAGGAAAAAUAAAUUUUUGACCUUUUUAAUUGUGAUCCAGUUGGUUUAUUUUAUUUUUUUCAACUUUUUCAAUACUGUUUUAAUUCCACUUGGUUUGUCAAACCACUAAAUUUAACUUUCCCAGAAUAACUUGUGAUGUACGUGUAUGUGCAAUUGCAAAUUUCAGCUCAGACUUAAAUGGAUAAAGGAUCUUCUCUUGUCCCCUG